AUGUCUGAUGGUUGUCAGGUGUCUCCUGGGAGCCCGUCUUGUCUAUUCGAGUGUCUGUGUAUGUGUGCCAUCGGUUGCCACAACGACGGGGUGAGGUAACCAUACCUGCCAGGUGCUCUUUGAUGUGUCUUAGUAGCCGUGGAGGAUUCUGGGAAUGAAACUGGAGCCGAUCAUCAGCUGUAUUGUUUUCUUUUAGGGAGAUGGACGAAUCGAGUUUCAGGACACGGUGUGGUUUGAUGAUGCGUUACCAGGUGAACUCACACCUGGUCAGUUGGAGACAUUGUUACAGACAGACCUGCGUACACCUGAGCAGUUAGGAGAGCCGUGA
This is a messenger RNA of Xyrichtys novacula (pearly razorfish), 328 nucleotides long. The record is from the annotation of a GenBank genome assembly. Lineage: Eukaryota; Metazoa; Chordata; Actinopteri; Labriformes; Labridae.